GACUGGCGGAAGCAAAAGAAGAACUCCAAGAAACCAUUCAGUGUUUAAAGUCUCCCCAAAAAUUCAAACAGUUGGGCGCGAGGCCCCCCAGGGGAGUUCUCCUUGUGGGGCCCCCCGGCACGGGCAAAACAGCCCUCGCGAGGGCCGUCGCCACAGGGCGUUUUGACCGCAUUGUGCACGUGCCGCUGCCCGACCGAAGCGCCCGAGAAGCCAUUUUGAUGAAAUAUUUGCAAAAGAUUCCUUUGGGGGCCCCCGAGGGUUUGGGGGCCCUCGAGGGUUUGGGGGCCCCCCAGGCCCUGGGGGCCCCCGAGGGUUCGGAGGGCCCGCAGGCGACUAAACGGGGGCCCCCAGGGGCCCCUCCCGCCAGCAGCAGCAGCAGCAGCAGCAGCAGCAGAAGUGCUGCUGCGAGCAGGAAGAAACACAGCAGCCCCUCUCACGUGCUCGCCCCCAACAGCGCCAGCAGCAGCAGCAGCAGCAGCAGCAGCAGCAGCAGCAGCAGCAGCAGCAGCAGCGAGGUGGAGGGGGAGGGGCAGGGGGCCCUGCACAAAGCCGUGGCUAGCCAGCUAGCCAAACUGACUCCGGGCUUUUCUGGGGCGGAGCUGGAGAACCUCGUGAACGAAGCGGCCUUGCUUGCAGCCCGCGCUGACAAGGGUUUCGUGGGCGUGUCGGAGUUGCUGGAGGCGCGGGACAAAGUGAGCUUCGGCCCCUCGCGGGGUUUGCUGCUGCGCAGUUUGCUGCUGCGGCAGCAAACUGCAACACACGAGGCCGGCCACGCAGUGGUGGCUUUCCACCUGCAGCCAGCAGCAGACCCCAUCCACAAGGCCACGAUAGUUUCCCGCGGCGCGGCUCUGGGGCUCGUCGAGCAGGUAGGGUUUAGGGUUUAG
This is a messenger RNA of Eimeria necatrix, 884 nucleotides long. Its product is annotated as cell division protein, putative. Gene Ontology annotation, cellular component: chloroplast thylakoid. NCBI's taxonomy places the organism in Eukaryota, Apicomplexa, Conoidasida, Eucoccidiorida, Eimeriidae. The transcript is spliced from 3 exons. Gene Ontology annotation, biological process: proteolysis. The record is from RefSeq and is a predicted model, not a curated record. Gene Ontology annotation, molecular function: ATP binding; ATP hydrolysis activity; metalloendopeptidase activity. The annotation marks the transcript as partial.